AUGACCUCCUUGGCCGCGUUCAGAGACCAACGCAGUGCUCAGCUGCGGAGGCUAGCAGAGGAGCAUCUCCAACACGACUUGACUCAAUCCGACCGUGACACUCUCAGAAGUGCUGGUGGGAAGAUAGGAACCCAUGCCAAAAUUGGCACGCUCCUUGGCCUUACCUUGGGCAUAGUUUACUGCGCUGCUCGGUUACGGACCAUGCGCGUAGCAUACUUCCAAGCGUUCAGGGCGCUGGAGAAACCGGUCGAGGUCAAGUUCGCUGAUGGCAGGACAGCGCCCGUUCCAGACCUUACUGAACAGCUAGCGCCUUCCAAGUGGGGAGAUGCGGCGACCUAUUUCUUCUUCUCGCUCGGCGGACUGUUUGUUGGUGGGGAGCUGGGAUUCAUGUCCGGCACAGCGUCAGCGUCGCGAACCAUAGCCAAAGACCCACAGGCGAAGGAACGCAUUGAGCGGGCGUUCAAGAAUUAUCAGGUUGAUGUAAUGAAGCAGCAAAUCAAGCUUUUGGAGGGGAGACCGAAGAUUGAUGAUAUAUUCCGCUCAGAUAGCGGAAUGCAAGGAUGA
Messenger RNA from Westerdykella ornata, 564 nucleotides. RefSeq lists its product as uncharacterized. The record is from RefSeq and is a predicted model, not a curated record. The transcript has 5 exons. The coding region runs from base 1 to 564 and encodes 187 amino acids. NCBI's taxonomy places the organism in Eukaryota, Fungi, Ascomycota, Dothideomycetes, Pleosporales, Sporormiaceae.